Molecule: messenger RNA, 5544 nt
Organism: Callorhinchus milii (elephant shark)
Lineage: Eukaryota; Metazoa; Chordata; Chondrichthyes; Chimaeriformes; Callorhinchidae
Product: neuroligin-1-like
Exons: 5
Coding region: 1-2070 (689 amino acids)
Biological process (GO): modulation of chemical synaptic transmission; chemical synaptic transmission; postsynaptic membrane assembly
Cellular component (GO): synapse; postsynaptic specialization membrane; cell surface
Molecular function (GO): neurexin family protein binding; signaling receptor activity
Source: RefSeq, a predicted model, not a curated record
AUGUUCUACAUGGACUUGUGCUUCAAACAUGUUGAGACCUGGCUAGGCAUUCAAAUGGCAAAACAAAAAGCUCCUCUCCGCUACCACCUUUUACAGAUCAAUAAUGUUGGUACUAGGAUUCAAUCACCAUUCUGUAUGUAUCCAUCACUGGAUGAAAACGUGCACAAUUUGGAGAAUUACGUGUACAAUGAGAUGAAAGAUGGCCAAGCAUUACUUUUUAAAAACACAAAUUGUGCACAACGAUUUUUAAGCACUGGCGACCAAGCCGCUAAAGGAAAUUAUGGGCUACUUGAUCAAAUACAAGCAUUGCGUUGGAUUAGUGAAAAUAUAGCUUUCUUCAGUGGCGAUCCAUUACGAAUAACCGUUUUUGGAUCAGGCGCUGGUGCCUCUUGCGUCAAUUUGUUGACUUUGUCCCAUUAUUCUGAAGGUAACCGUUGGAGCAAUUCAACCAAAGGACUAUUUCAGAGAGCGAUAGCACAAAGCGGCACUGCUUUGUCCAGCUGGGCAGUCAGCUAUCAGCCAGCAAAGUUCGCAAAACAGUUGGCCGCCAAAGUUGGCUGCAACAUGAUAGAUACCGUUGACUUGGUAGAAUGCUUACGAUCUAAACAGUACAAGGAACUUGUUGAACAAGACAUUCAGCCUGCGAGAUACCAUAUUGCCUUUGGACCAGUCAUAGAUGGCGAUGUUAUACCUGAUGAUCCCCAGAUUCUUAUGGAGCAGGGUGAAUUCCUUAACUAUGAUAUCAUGUUGGGAGUGAAUCAAGGUGAGGGAUAUAAAUUUGUGGAAAGCAUAGUGGACAAUGAGGACGGAGUGUCAGCUAAUGACUUUGACUUUGCUGUGUCUAAUUUUGUGGAUAACCUGUACGGCUAUCCUGAAGGCAAGGAUGUCCUAAGGGAGACCAUCAAAUUCAUGUACACAGAUUGGGCGGAUAGACAUAACCCAGAGACGCGGAGGAAAACCUUGUUGGCUUUGUUUACUGACCACCAGUGGGUAGCCCCGGCUGUAGCUACAGCUGACCUUCACUCAGGCUUUGGUUCUCCUACUUUCUUCUAUGCCUUUUAUCAUCACUGCCAGAGUGACAUGAUGCCAGCUUGGGCUGAUUCUUCUCAUGGAGAUGAAAUCCCGUACGUGUUUGGAGUUCCGAUGAUUGGUGCCACUGAACUGUUCCCUUGUAACUUCUCCAAAAAUGACGUCAUGCUAAGUGCAGUGGUAAUGACCUAUUGGACAAACUUUGCUAAAACAGGUGAUCCAAAUCAACCAGUUCCCCAGGAUACAAAGUUUAUCCAUACUAAACCGAACCGGUUUGAAGAGGUGGCCUGGUCAAGAUAUUCACAGAAAGAUCAGCUCUAUCUGCACAUUGGAUUGAAGCCACGUGUUAAGGAACACUACAGAGCUAACAAGGUGAACCUGUGGCUGGAGUUGGUUCCACACUUACACAGUCUAAAUGACAUUUCCCAGUACAGUUCGACGACAACUCGAGUCCCUUCGGAGAUCACACGCAGACCCUCAAAGACACUGUCUGUCACAACCAAACGUCCUGUGACGUCGGUCUUCCCCACUGUCAAUCAGGAAGAUCAGAAGCACUUAGCGGGUCCUUUCCUGGUGGAUCAGAGGGAUUACUCCACAGAGUUGAGCGUGACGAUUGCCGUUGGCGCCUCCUUGUUGUUUUUGAAUAUCCUCGCCUUUGCAGCAUUGUACUACAAGAAGGAUAAGAGGCGACACGAUGUUCACAGGAGAUGCAGUCCGCAACGCAACACCACAAAUGACCUGACUCACGCACAGGAGGAAGAGAUUAUGUCACUGCAGAUGAAGCACACCGAUCUUGAUCACGAAUGUGAUUCCAUCCACCCACAUGAGGUGGUUCUGCGGACAGUCUGUGCUCAAGAUUACACGUUAGCAAUGAGGCGAUCUCCGGAUGAUAUCCCUCUAAUGACUCCCAAUGCCAUCACCAUGAUCCCAAACACCAUACCGGGAAUGCAGCCUCUUCACACGUUCAACACGUUUACGGGAGGACAGAACAACACUCUGCCCCAUCCUCACCCCCACUCACAUUCGACGACCAGGGUAUAGCCAAACACGGCAUUGAGAAAGCAAAGAGUUCUGCUGCAGAAACAAAGUACGAGAUUACUAGUGAAGAUCAGAUUAAAAUUGGUGUCCAUGGUGCAUGACCAUUGCUAAAUAAUAAGAGAAAACAAUCUUUUGGGUAACCGGAUCCAAUACAACUGGGUAUUGUUGGGAGGCGAGGAAGUUUGGACCCCAUCUGAUCAUUUUUUUAAAUUGUCGUUGGUGAUAAUUUCACAAUUCUGUUGGGAAUGGAAAAAGCAUUUGAGUCUGAAGACAUUGAACUGUGAGUUCUGCUUCGGUGCCAAGAUACGAUUGACGCAAAGAAGAAGGAUUUAUAAGAGAAUACUUAAAAAUCUACAGAUAUGCACAAGGAGCAAAUUUGUAGUUUGACAUAAAUUCUGUUCGUUUUAUUUUUUGGAACAACGCCAUUGUACAAAUUUACAUAAAUGUACGUAAAGUACAUGCUAUUAAGGCCUGGGUGGAAUAUUCAUGCACAAGGAAAUAACUACUCUCUGCCAGUAAGACAGAGGUAUAAACCGAUUACUGCCAAUGAACAGCUUUGUUGCAAAAGUCCUGUCAAUACAAUUUUGACGAUCGAGGGAACAGGACAUUUUUAGCACGAUACGCAUGAUUAUUUAUCUGCUUGGUGACUGUGCUGCUCAGUAAGCUGUGAUAAAAACAUACUUUGCAUCCCCAUUCGAGUUCUUAUUGAGAAGAUGCUUCCUUCAUUGAUUGUCACAAACUGAGAGGAAGAGUUUGGUGGGACUCCCAACACAAUAAGUUCAUAGUAGUUUCAAUGAAAAAAGAUCAGACAAAGUAGUUUUGUAUAAAUAUGUGCUAGAAUAAUUGUUGAAGUGAACACUCACGGUCAUAAAUCCCACAAAAGGGACUUUUCAGUGUUGUAAUUUUCUUCAUUGUAUUCCUUCCCUUUUCUAACAUUAUUUGGUGCCAAUUUUAUUACACAGACCAUGCAGUAAAGGGAGGUCCUGUUUACUGUAAUUUAUCUAUAGGUCUACAUGAAGUGGUUAAUCGGAGUACAUUUGCCUAUAUGUUUGUGCAAAGGCUGAAGAUGGAAGUAACCCAGUGCCAAAACAGGUGAACCUCCCAAUAUAUGCCUAAUUAGAAUCGAUUUUAUUAGUGGACAAUAUGUGAUAGAAUAUUGCCAAGAUGUGGUGGGAAGGGUAACACCCUUUUGUAAACAGUCCAGUCCAGAGCUACAAAGAUGUGGUCUGCCACGAUGCACAUCGAAUGCAACACAUGGCAAAAUGCCCAUCUUAUUGUAAACGUUAACCAUUUUCAUUUCUAACAGUCCUGCGAGUUCGAAAGUUUAUAACUUGCUCAAGUUAAUGUUACCGGUGUAGCAUUGACUGGAUGUAAUGGCACUGUCACCUGCUAAGAGUAGAAAGAAAAUAUUAAUAUUGCCAGAAUGACUUUUGCCAAAUUAUUUUUUAUUUUCUAGGAUAUGAAUGGCUUGCAGCAUUCCCUUGAUUUAUUGUGCAUGCCUAAAAAGCAGUUUUUAUUUAUCUAAAAGCAUGUUGCAGUGAAAUUCAUCUUUUGCCCCCCUUUUUUUCCAAAUAUUAAUUACUGCCUUUGUCUUGCAAUAAAUUAAAAUACCUCAUCUAACCAUCUGCCACACGAUUUCACGCCAUAAUGUAAACCAACUCUAAGGUUGUUCACAACAAUUCACUUUCACCUAGAAAAAAAUCGAAAUAAAGAACUUAGUGUUAAGUGCAUAUUUGCUAUUCAUUUGAAGCGCCUUCUACAUAAGUAUAACAACCGAUUUGGAUUUUUUUUUCCUGAAAUUUGUGACAAAAAAAAAUCCCAAUUAAAAAGUGGAAACUACAAGUGUGGAAGAAACUGCUUUGAGCAGUGAAAGCUGGACAGUUGUGAGUAGGGUUUGUAACCAGAGGGGAUGAUGCUUGGCAAUUGCUUUUUUUUUAGUACCAACAAGCAAAGAACAAAGUUUUACAUUGUGUGGUUUCUUGACAGUAACAAAGCUAAGUGAGAAUUUCUUGAUUACAUCUUUCAUUUACUAGGUCGAGAUUUGAUAAGGUUAUUGUUUGUCUCUUUUGGAAAAAAAACAGCAAGGUAACCUCAAGCAUUUUUCUGCAUAAGGCUUAAUAUUCACAAUAACACCCAACGGUGAUCUGAAUCCAUUGGAAAUAGCAAGCAGAAAUCAGUAUCUUCUGUAACAUUGUUCAGUGAUAUAUAAAAGAUUACAGUGUAUUUUCUGUGCAUUGGUUACCUUGGCAUACCAUUUCAGAUGUAUUGUAAUUAGUAACCCAUUAUUUUUGCUGCUGUAAUCUUAUGGCUUUAACUGUGUUACACUUCAAGAGAGAGAAAGAAUCAAGUGCAUAAAAAAAAACCUACCGUACUUGAUAACCGAUAACAUUAAAGCUGCAAUCCAUCCGUAGCAGAUGUUUUACUUACAAAGGGUUUCGCUUGUUCCAAACGUCGUUGAGAAGGUGCAGAAUUGUGCGGGAGAUCAAAGUAUUUUUGUAAAUAAGAGGAAAAGCAAGCACUUUGAUCUGACAGCUAAUAGUGAUGUUAUCCCAUAUGCAACACAUAAGAAGGUUUAAGGAAACCCAUCAGUUGAGGAACGUGCUCUACGGCACCUGUUAAAACUCCCUUUAGACUUCAUACAGUCCAUGAUGAUGAUGGAGUCGUUCAGGGGUAUGUUUGGAGCCUGAAUGAAUACGGACAGCACUUACUUUUUUUUUGUGAAACGUUUUUCCUGCAAUAUUCUGAUUUCAUCGCGUAUGUUGAUUUGGAAAAAUGUUAUUUUUUGGUUCACAUUAAAAUGACAAGCCUAGCCUCAAGCUCGCCACUCUGAUUUAUUGUGCCAUAUUGCAGCUUUAAUGGUUUAGAGGAGACCGUCGUUAAGGUUUGCGGUGUGAGUCUCACUGUUUAAUACAGUAAAUGUGACAUGAAGAGAGAAAAACAGAGGAAUAUAAGGAAGCUUUCGAAAGUGCCCGGACACUUAUUUGUUGCUUGUAAAUUGUUUUAUCUGUUGUGCUGCUUGUUUUGAGGUCAGUUGCCUUUUUUAAAAAAAUUUCCAGUGAUAAGUUGUAUUAGAAUAUUGCUUCUUACUGUAAAGCGGCGUUAGAUAAUUUGACUCAACUUCACGUGGAUCGUGUUCCAGAAACAUUUGAUUAUUAAAGUACACGAAAAAUCAUUUGUUAAAGGUUCUUUUCACAGCCAGAGUUCACAGUAAUAUUUUGCCUAGUUCUGUACUUGUGUGUAAAAAAAAAUAUUUUUUUUUUGGGUCAACAAAUACGAUGUUUUUUUUAUUAUUUUAAUUUUUUUUGCCGGUUGGAAUUCCUUCGAACAUCUUCCUGCCAUUUAGAGCAAGCGAGCAGAUAUAGGAACCGUUUCAUUUUAUUUGUAAAGGUUUGAGAGCCUCAAAGUGACUAUACAGUUUGUGUUUGGACGUCCAUUGUCUUUCAAGAAAUUUUUAAUAUCAUUAAUAAAUAUUAUCAU